AAUCACCACCAAAACAGCUUUUUUAAUCUGUAUUUAUUAAUUUGUCUGUCAAAAAGCCGUUUGCCCUAUUGAUGGGUGUCGAGUUUCUAUAAUAAAUUUCUUAUUUAUACAAAUUUUUUAGUCGUCUUUACGGUUUUGUAUUGCUAAAAAUGGUUUAAAUACUUUAAUUUCGUUUUAAAUAUUAAUAAGUGGCUGUGCACCGAAUCUUGUAAACAAAUCCAAAAUGUCCGUUCCCAACACUGGAUUGAGCAAAUUGAAAAAGAAACAUAUUCGCGUGAAACAUCAAAAAGUGAAAUUGUUUCGUGCUAAUGAACCGUUAUUGUCUGUUUUUAUGUGGGGUGUUAAUCACACGAUAAAUGAAUUGAGCCAUGUUACCAUACCUGUCAUGCUGCUGCCCGAUGACUUCAGAGCUUAUUCUAAGCUCAAGGUGGACAACCAUUUGUUUAACAAAGAGAACAUGCCAUCCCAUUUCAAGGUGAAGGAAUACUGCCCACUAGUCUUCAGGAAUCUUAGGGAGAGAUUCGGUAUCGACGAUUUAGACUACAAGGAAUCGCUGACAAGGUUUAGAAAGCCAGAUAACUACCUCUGUUCGAAGACGAGGAGGUUAAACAGUAAGCUGAGGCGGUCGGCGACAGCGCCCUGUGGCGUUGGGGAAGUGAAACCUGACAGCCAUCAGGAGGGGAUAUUCCACGAUGCGAGUGAAUUCGUCAAACGCGGUUUGACGAUAAAACGACUGAGAUCGCAACCAAUACCUGACGAAUCAUCAGGAAAAUCUGGCGCGAAGUUCUACCAGAGCUACGACAGGCUUUUCAUUCUGAAGACCCUUACUUCUGAAGAAGUGGAGAGGAUGCACUCCUUCCUUAAACAUUACCAUCCGUAUAUAGUGGAGAGACACGGCAAGACGCUCCUGCCGCAAUACCUCGGCAUGUACCGGCUUACAGUCGACGGUAUCGAGCACUAUCUCGUCGCUACUAGGAAUGUGUUCUCCAAUCACCUCAAUAUACAUAAGAAAUAUGACUUAAAAGGGUCCACCGUUGACCGUGAAGCGUCCGAGAAGGAACUUGAGAAAGAACUGCCAACUCUCAAAGAUAAUGACUUCAUCAAGCAAGGUGUUCGCAUCGAUAUUGGUGACGCUGCCAAGGAGAAGCUUCUGGAGACGCUCACCGCUGAUGUUGAGUUCCUGACGAAGCUGCACCUGAUGGACUACUCGCUGCUGCUGGGCGUGCACGAGUGCGGGCGUGGCGAGGCGGAGGCGGAGGCGGCGCGCGCGCGGGACGCCGAGCUCGACAGCGACAGCGACAGCGACGACUCCGACACCGACACGCGCCACGGCGACCGAUGGGGGUACAACACCCCUCCGGACAGCCCCCGGGGUCUCGGGCGCCAGUCGUCUCUGCGCUACGAAGGCAUCAUACCCGAGCUCGACAUCUACGCCAUUCCGAGUCAUGAAGGUGCACCAAAGAAAGAAAUAUAUUUCGUUGCUUUAAUCGAUGUUCUGACGCAUUACGGAGUCAAGAAACAGGCAGCUAAAGCAGCGAAAACCGUUAAAUACGGGAGCAACGUUGACGGUAUAUCAACUUGCGACCCCGAACAGUAUGGGAAGAGAUUCAUAGAUUUUGUGGCCAAAGCUAUAGAAGGAAACUAAAUAUGUUUACUAUGCCUCUUUUAGUGCACUGUUAAAGGUAUUAUUAAUUAAUUAUUAUUCCAAAAUAAUUAUAUAUUUUUUGUUAUACUAUUACGUGAACAGUAUAGAAAUUUUACAUAAUAUUAUUUUCUUAAAGUGUGAUUGUAUAUUUAUUAUAUUAUAUAUUUAUAAUUAUUUCAUAAAAGGGUGAUGUGCCUUGUGAGGGAAACUGGAAAGCAAUUGUACUUUUAAUAGGAUUUGCACGAUUUGCAUUUUUUUUUUUAACAAUAUGUUUAAGUACAUGUAUUUUUCUCUGUAAAAGUUAUUGUAACUAAUGAAACAAUAUUCAAAUAGGUAUUAAAAUACAAUUAGUUCAAUUACAUUGAUUGUCCUUACAUCGAACUAAAUUCAAGUUGCAAUAGAAUUGUUCUAGUUGCCAGUUGCAACAAAAUGUUUCAUUAUAUUAUAUUUUUGAUUAUACAUAUGUGGACUCGACAGGGUGUUAUAGGGUUACAUCUUGAAUUUUAGUUAGCAAUUUUAGUAAGCACUAAAAGAGGCAUAAAAAAAAACAAGGAAAGGUCAGUGCACAACUGUCAUUCAAAAAGCUUCAGUUCUAAAAGAACAAGUAAAGUAUACUGGUUCAUUGAAAUUUAAUAUCUAGUGAAUGGUAAAAUAUUUUCAAAUAACUUGUUCAGCUUUGAUUAUCGUUCGUAAAUUCUAUUAUUAGAUACAGUUUAUUGUAUUUCAUUUAAAUAAUUCGAUUUUGUCGAAAACGAUAUUAUUAACCAUUGUCAAUUUUCCAUUGUAUUCCACUGCCGAUGCACGUAUCUUUAUUUUGAAAUAAAUAAAUAUUAAACUAAUAAAACUCGAUUAAAUUCGAUUAUUUGAAUAACAGCUUUUUAAAAUUACUAUGUGCCAUAACCGCAUAUAAAAAAUGUCUCGAAAGAAUUUUAAAAAUUUGUGAAUUAAUUUUAUAGAUAUAAAAUAUUAAUUUACAUUUCGAUGUAAAACACAAUAAUACUAUAGACGUGUUUUUUUUUAUUAAUUGUAAAAAAAGUGGCAUGGUAUGAUUUAUAAAUAGAUGUCGGAAGUAAAAAGCUGUUAUUCUGAUUGUGUCAUUUUGAUAGUUCCGAACUGAUACUUUAAAUCUACAUGCACACCUUGCAAUAAUUUUCAUAACUCGUUGCUAGCUUUUAUAAUGUUCCGCUAUUGUAGAUUAGUAUGUAAUGAAUAUUAUUGUUAAAUAUCAUUAUUGAAUAAAGUUUUGAGAGUUAAAUGAAAUUAAUGUUAAAUGCUGAAUUCGAUGUAAAGUUUGAUAUACGGUUAAUGGCUGUUACGAUGAGGCAUUGUGAUGACUACCGGAGUUGCUAUUUAAUCGUUACUUUUGCCAAUGGCUAAAUAAUUUGCUUAGUAUCUGUCUAGCGUAGUGUUAAAAGUAUAUUGUAAGAUUUUGUUAUUUAUUAUUCUAUAAAGAAUUAAGACUAGGAUUGUUGUUGAGAUCUUUGUGAUGUUGUUCUGUGAAACUGUCAAUAUUGUGACGCGGUGUUUAUAAUUGAAUUGUAAUUGGAGACGGUUAAUGAUUUACAAUAUAAAAAUUCUAAAUACUAUGUGUUCUAGAUGUUUCCGAACAUUUUGUUUAUAUUCGAUGUAUUGUGUAUAAAAAAAUAAAUAUUUGAAAAAUAAAUCAGUAUUCCGUUUCAUAGAUGCCCCCAAGCAUUGAUUUUAAACUUCGUCAAAGAUAACUUUUGUGAUAGAUAAUGUUUAAUUUAGAAUUUAUUUUAAUCUAAAUAAGACGGUCCGUCAUUUGAAUCUUGUUUAAAUAAUGCACAUUUUACACACAAAUAAUGUAAAAUUAAAAAUUUUAAGGUUUCAUUAUCGAGAAUUCAAUUAAAACUUUUUAGGUUUUGUAAUUUUUGAUGUGUCAACAUUGAUUCCUGAACAAUGUGUUAGUCAUGAAAUGAUUCAAUAUGUCAUAUAUGUUGCCAUUGUUUAGGUGGAUAAUUAAUUGUAAUGUUACAAUAAGUUUUGUUUUGUUAAGGGUGAGGGAGCUCCAGCCCAUUGGGCUUAUAUUUAUUACGAAUAAUACAGAUGCUUAGCUAAAUAAUCGGCAUGCAAGCGACACAAUUGAAAUGUUAUAAUUCUCUAGUCUAAUUCCUACUCUUGUAAAGACUUGUGUAUGAAGAAAAAUUAAUUAAACAUUAAUUUUUUUAAAUAUUCGGUUUAUAAAGUUUCUGCAA
Messenger RNA from Melitaea cinxia (Glanville fritillary), 3861 nucleotides. It is a transcript of the gene PIP4K, whose product is annotated as phosphatidylinositol 5-phosphate 4-kinase type-2 alpha. Gene Ontology annotation, biological process: phosphatidylinositol metabolic process. The record is from RefSeq and is a predicted model, not a curated record. Bases 224 to 1645 code for a protein of 473 amino acids. The transcript is spliced from 11 exons. Gene Ontology annotation, molecular function: phosphatidylinositol kinase activity. Lineage: Eukaryota; Metazoa; Arthropoda; Insecta; Lepidoptera; Nymphalidae.